CGCGGUUACACGACUCUCAUACAUUUUGUAACUACUUAUCAUGUCUCUCGAAUCAGCCAUUGAAUAUUUGCAAUCCAAAACUGUUCCAUCCGUUCAGCUUUCGCCACCAGCAAAGACGAUUAACGAUUUGCUGCUUGACGCCACCAAUACUAAACACAAUAAGAGACAAACACGCAUCAGAAAUGCUGAAGCACACGAACGUCAACUUUGGAACAUGAGUGGAGACGAUGCUGUACUUGGAAGACAUCGUACUGCUUUAGAUCGUGCAAACUUAGCGGGAUCUGGUGGACCUCGAGACUUGGAACAACUGCUGGCAGCUGCCUCCAACUUGAAUAAAGUGUGCAAUAUAGCGGAUAUUGAAGAUAUAAUUGAACGACUUCGACAAGAGCAGGAUACUCAUCAGACUGACCUGGACUAUUUGACCACGACUUUCAAUGAGAACAAAAUUGAGAUGGAAAGGCUCAGAAAGCUUGCAGCGAAAAGAAAAAGCGAUAAACAACAUGAUCCAAUGGAGAUUGAUCCUGUACCAGAUCAGAAAUCCGCUCAAGAAGCAGAGCGACAAGCUCAACUGGAGAAUGAGCUGAAGGAACUGGAAUCCAGUAUCGCUCGAAGGAAAGAAGAACUCGAGCAAGCAUCAGAGGAACUACGUCGCUAUCAAGAACUGAAAGUACCAAGGCAAGAACAACCUGCGAUAUCGACCCCGGUGCCUCCUUCACCUGUGCAGGUUACAAAUGACUCAUCGUCCAACCUACAAUUGUCCCUUCAGGAAAUUUUAAAAGAUCCAUCUGCUAGCACUACAGAUAAACUCAGCAUGGUUCGGCGAGAACUUUUACGAAAUAUCAUGGCAAAUACCGAUACAACAGGCAUGGCCAAGGUUAUGGCCAAGGUUAUCCAACUUUUAGAAGCCGAGCCAAGUCAUCGAAUACUACUGAAUGACCUAAAGCAAAAGGCUACGGACUAUGCUAACGGAUUUGACUUGAACAACAGCGCAGGAUCCCAAGCAAUCUAUAAAUUGAACGCGUACAAGCUCGUCAUUAUUGAUCGAACGCAAGAGCAAGCCUUUGUCCAAUUGACAUAGCGGUCUUCCUUUAGUUCCAUCACGACGAGGAGCAGGAGAAUGAAGGGGGUCAGUGUGAUUCAACGAUGGACUUCAUGGCCUUUUUUUCCUUCCCGUCUUCGCCGUCCCCCCCAUCCUCACCGCCUCCCUUCUUCAUGCUUCCUCUCCGUCUUCUCCUAGACUGGGCGCGCAGCAUUUAUAGAGGAAGCUAUAAUGCUUCUCUCUAAUGUAUAAUCAAAACGAAUGCAAGUUCUAAAUAGGAGUAGUAGUAAACGAAAUCUCUCUCUCUUUCUCCCUGUAGAAAAAAAGGUUGUAAAUAAAACAUAUAAAUAUCAUAACACUGCCGCUUAUUAUGACGACACGAUUUCAAAC
Messenger RNA from Zychaea mexicana, 1429 nucleotides. RefSeq lists its product as uncharacterized. Bases 41 to 1078 code for a protein of 345 amino acids. The transcript is spliced from 8 exons. Lineage: Eukaryota; Fungi; Mucoromycota; Mucoromycetes; Mucorales; Lichtheimiaceae. The record is from RefSeq and is a predicted model, not a curated record.